Annulohypoxylon maeteangense is the source of this 1804-nucleotide messenger RNA. RefSeq names its product FAD/NAD(P)-binding domain-containing protein. Gene Ontology annotation, molecular function: FAD binding. NCBI's taxonomy places the organism in Eukaryota, Fungi, Ascomycota, Sordariomycetes, Xylariales, Hypoxylaceae. The transcript is spliced from 2 exons. Bases 258 to 1685 code for a protein of 475 amino acids. Gene Ontology annotation, biological process: secondary metabolite biosynthetic process. The record is from RefSeq and is a predicted model, not a curated record.
ACCCACGGUCCCGUCGGGAAUGUUUUGCCGUCGAUUAUCUUGAUGUCAUAUAUUCUUUAAGGGGUUUGUAAGACUUCACGCUCGUCUCAUUGUACGGUAUUCCCGGCGGCCCCCGUCGUAUGUUCGGAGUUCCAAAGUCCACUGUGUCACAGACUUAAAUCUAAUGUCUUAGAUUGUUUUAUCACAGUAUUAACUCUUCCCGCAGCCACUUACGAGAGCUCAAGUUCAAAUUAUUACAUUACCAAACUUAUCCCAUCAUGCCUGGAAUUUUUGAAGAGACUCCUGUUGAGAUAGCCAUCGUCGGCGGCGGAAUCAUUGGCCUCUGCCUCGCCGCUGGCCUUAUCAAACAAGAUGUCAAGGUCAAAGUCUACGAGCAGGCCCAAAGCUUCCGAGAGAUCGGUGCCGGAAUGGCCUUCACGGCUAACGCUAUACGAUGCAUGGGAUUGAUGAACCCGGAUAUUGUCAGCGCUCUUCGAUCUGGUGGUUCCGUCGCCACCUCUCUGGACAAGAACGAUCCGAAUGAUUAUUUACGAUGGACCGACGGAUACAACAAACGUCGAAAGGACGAUCCUUCCUUCCAACCAGUUCUCUAUAAAAUCGAUGCUGGGUACAAGGGGUUUGAGGGAACUCGUCGUGAUCAGUUCUUAGAGGCGUUAGUGAAGGUUAUACCCCAAGAGAUUGUUGAACUCAAGAAGCGCUUGGAUACCGUUGAAGAGAAGGGAUCGGAUGGAAGAGUCCAUCUCAACUUUACUGAUGGGACGACGGCAGUUGCCGAUGCCGUUAUUGGGUGUGAUGGUAUCAAGUCGCGGGUUAGAGAACUCAUGUUUGGGAGUGAGAACCCAGCUUCUUAUCCGCAUUAUACCCACAAAGUUGCAUAUCGCGCUUUAGUACCGAUGGAGAAGGCGAUCCAAGCUCUUGGCGAGUACAAGGCCAGAAACCAGCACAACCACGUGGGACCCAACGCCCACCUAAUUCACUACCCCGUCGCCAAUCAGACGAUGAUUAAUGCGACCGCUUUCAUUUCCGAUCCCAACGAGUGGCCGGAUGACAAGGUCACCGUCAUGCCGGGUCUCCGCAAAGACCUCGAAGAAUCUUUUGCCGACUGGAACCCCUGUCUCACGGCCCUGAUACAAUUCUUCCCGGAGAAACUCGAGAAGUGGGCCGUUUACGAUACCUGGGAUUUUCCCGCCCCUUUUUUUAACAAGGGUGCUAUCUGCCUCGCUGGCGACGCUGCCCACGCUUCUAGCCCGCACCACGGCGCCGGCGCGUGCUGCGGUAUCGAGGAUGCCUUAUGUCUCGUCACUUUGAUUAAGCAGGUCAAGGCCUCGCUAAGAGAGGGUUCGACGAAGAAGGAAGCAUUGGACUCUGCAUUCGAGGUUUACGACGGGAUUAGACGUACGCGCAGCCAAUGGCUCGUCAACAGCAGCCGUCGCGUGUGUGAUCUAUACCACCAGCCGGAAUGGGGACACGAACAGAAGUGGAUUAAGGCCGAAACGUGUUUCGAGGAGAUCAAGGACCGGUCGCUCAAGAUUUGGCACUUCGAUUACGAUACUAUGAUGAAAAAGACGAUUGAGGAGUACGCGAAGAAGCAGCCUUCAAAGGUGGGGGUGAAGAAUGGAAAGACCAAUGGUACUGUGAAGAUUGAUGAUGUUGUAAAGGUUGAUGUCGCUGUUGUGGCGAAUUAGGUGUUUUUUUGGUAAAUUGUAAACGCCUAUUGGGUACCUCAGUUUGGAAUCUUUGUUCAGUCAAUACCUAGCAUUCAUAUUGCAAAUUAGCUUCAAUGAAAAUCGUAAAUACCUACCUA